GUUAGUUCAUCCUUUCCUUUGCAGUUUACAGGCGGCUCUGCCAGUUUGUUGUGAUUCGUGCUAGAGUUUCCAAAAAAGACAUCGGUGAAACUCUGCCAAAAUCAAGUAGAACUUGCACUUUCCAGGGUAGUUAGGCGGACGAAAUGGACAUCAAACCAACGGUGCUGUCCAGCCCGAUGCCGCGACCGGCUGCAUCCACUGCAGGUACCAGUUCCGCGAUGCAGCACUCGAAGCUACCACCACAAAGCAGCAUGGUAAUGCAAACACCCAUGCCCACCGGGCCACAGGAAGCAAUAAAUUCUAUACUUGUUAGAAAUUGUGUGGCCACUGUCGGCUUGGGGUGUGAGCUGAACCUUCAGGCAAUCAACUUUCGGUUGCGAAACUCCGAGUACAAUCCGGCUCGGUUUCACGGUGUCGUGAUGCGAAUCCGGGAGCCCCGCUGUACGGCGCUGGUGUUCCGAUCGGGGAAGAUCGUCUGCACCGGGGCUCGUAACGAAGCCGGUGCCUAUCUGGCGGCGCGGAAAUUUGCACGAAUCGUACAAAAACUGGGCUACAACGUGCGCUUCCUGGAGUUCAAAGUGCAGAACCUGGUUGCGACGGUGGAUCUUCGAUUUCCGAUUCGGCUGGAGAACCUGAACCAAGUGCACGGGCAGUUUAGCUCGUACGAGCCGGAACUGUUUCCGGGCUUGAUCUACCGGAUGGUGAAACCAAGGGUGGUUUUGUUGAUUUUCGUCAACGGAAAGAUCGUUUUUACAGGGGCCAAAUCCGAACGGGAGGUUAGCGAUAGUUUGGAGAAUAUUUAUCCAAUUUUGCAGAGUUUCCGAAAGAAUUAGACGUUUUCUUUCCUUAUUUGGAAUCGACAAAUUAAUUUUACAUUUAUCUCAGUAUGUAUAUAGUUUUUUUUAUUACUUGAAUAUUAAGUACCUUUUGAUUGUAUAAUAAAAAGUAUGAAAAUUUCACCCACCAUAGUGAGUACACUA
Molecule: messenger RNA, 980 nt
Organism: Aedes albopictus (Asian tiger mosquito)
Lineage: Eukaryota; Metazoa; Arthropoda; Insecta; Diptera; Culicidae
Product: TBP-related factor
Exons: 3
Coding region: 144-833 (229 amino acids)
Biological process (GO): DNA-templated transcription initiation
Molecular function (GO): DNA binding; RNA polymerase II general transcription initiation factor activity
Source: RefSeq, a predicted model, not a curated record